Molecule: messenger RNA, 1680 nt
Organism: Echinococcus granulosus
Lineage: Eukaryota; Metazoa; Platyhelminthes; Cestoda; Cyclophyllidea; Taeniidae
Product: S-adenosylmethionine mitochondrial carrier protein
Exons: 11
Coding region: 1-1680 (559 amino acids)
Cellular component (GO): mitochondrial inner membrane
Molecular function (GO): S-adenosyl-L-methionine transmembrane transporter activity
Source: RefSeq, a predicted model, not a curated record
AUGUUUCCACACGAAAAAGCGACGGCCCUGUUAUCUGGUGCAACUGCAGGUCUUUGCGUUGAUUUGGUCGUCUAUCCACUGGACACUAUCAAGACGCGUUUGCAGAGCAUCUCAAGAUCCAUCAGGCCUUCCGGUCGUCUGCAUCUCUUCGCUGGAUUUCCAGCUGUCCUCUCCGGCUCGGCUCCAGGAGCUGCUCUGUUCUUCUGCGCCUACGAGAUGACCAAGAACCGAACAGCAGAGAUAGCACCGCCUUGGCUCUCCGCCAUGCUAGCGGCAAGUUUGGGUGAGGUGGUUGCCUGUAUAAUCCGCGUACCCUGCGAGACGGUCAAACAGCGAGCACAAAGCCAACCUCACCUCGGCUUCGGGCGUGUUCUCUCCAACACCUUGCGAACCGAAGGUCUGGGAGGCAUGUACCGUGGCUAUCUCAGUACAAUCCUGCGAGAACUCCCCUUUUCCCUCAUCCAAUAUCCCGUUUGGGAGACUCUUAAGCGCUUCAUGGAGCGGUAUAAUCAAAGCAGGACUGGUGGCAGUGGCAGCCUGUCAAAGGGACAGUUUGCACUUUGCGGUGCAAUGGCUGGUGCCCUUGCCGGUGCCUGUACAACACCCUUCGAUGUCGUCAAGACUCGUAUCAUGCUCGCAGAGAAGCAGAGUGCAUUUUCCACUAUCAAUGUGUUGACAGUGACGCGUCUGGUCUACGCUGAGGCGGGCUUUCGGGGUCUCUUUGCCGGUUUGGUUCCGCGGGUGAGCCUUCUUGCCAUUGGUGGGUCAAUUUUCCUUGGUCUCUACGACAUCACAAAGGCCUUCUGGUCACACACGCUAGACCGGUGUCGAGACCCUUUUUAUCAUUGGUUGUUAAAGGCAAGCGCAGUUGAUUAUGCGCUGAUUAUCUACUCAAUCGUAGUACACUUCUUUGGUUUAUAUGCGAUGGAUAGAUUUAAGGCACCCACGAGUGCUAUAGAUUUGUGCUAUUUUAUCAAGCAGCGCAAGAAAUCCGAAUUCGUCAGUAAUGUUCCACCCAUGUACUUUGCUCUCGGAGUCAAUCAAUGUGCUGAUGGUUCUGCUUACUUAGAAUAUGGUCGUACAAAGGUCAUGUGUUGUGUCUGUGGCCCUGUUGAACUAAAGCAAGAUGGACAACUUGUAACUUCCUUUAGAUUCGCUCCAUUCUCCUCGCAAAUCAGGCGCGAUACUUUUAAGGAUGCUGAAGAGAAGCGGUUGAGUCAGCUACUUCUGACCGCUCUCGAACCCUCUGUUAUUCUUGAUAGUUUUCCUCGAGGCAAGUACCAGAUAGCCGUAACCGUCCUCGAUGACGGCACAGAGCUGAAUGAUUACGUCUGCAGCACCUCCUCUUGUCUGUCUGCUGGAAUUACUUGCGCAACUCUAGCUCUCGUUCACGCUGGUGUUCAAAUGUACGAUCUGGCCAUCGGACUAGACGUGAUGUCCAGGGCACUCAAUUCAAACUCUCCUGAAGGCGGCGACUUAAUAUCAUCGGUAGCAGUAAUGCCUCAACUAAACCAGGUGACCAUGUUUAACGGUACCUCAUUGGGCCUUCGCUCUUUGGAUGGCCUGCGGACGGUUAUGGAGGAGGCUUUUACGAGAGCGGAGUCCAUUUAUGCUACUAUUCAUGGUACUCUUUACUCUAUAAUGAAGACUGAUUACAAGGAAUUGGAGAAGCCGGAAUAA